CUGGGCGGUCUAGCCCCGCCCCCUGGCCACUGCCGCGUGCGCAGUACUCGUCCGUGGGAGAGCCGCGCGCUCGGCGUCUUCAGUUAAACUUGGGUUGAGGGUCGAAGGAGAAGACAUGGAGGAGACGGGAGGCGCGAGCGCGUACGGCGUCUCGCUCGCGGGGAAAGGCUUUGACUUCUAUAAGUUCGUCCGGGAGCCGCAAACGGUGGUGCGCCUGCUCAGCUGGGUGUUUGCUAUUGUGGUGUUUGCCUGCAUCACAACAGAGGGAUACAUCAACCCCCCCACCAGCGCCGAACUGAAGUGCAUCUUCAACCGUAAUGACUCUGCGUGCAACUACGCCGACGGGAUCGGGGUCAUUGCCUUUUUGGCGUGUAUUGGCUUCCUGCUGCUCGACGCCUACCUUCCGCUUAUGAGCAACGCCAAGGAGCGGAAACUCGCCGUUGUGUCUGACCUGGCGUUCUCAGGCGUCUGGACCUUCCUGUGGUUCGUGUGUUUUUGCCUGCUGGCCAGUGAGUGGAGUCACACCGAGGACAUGCGCGGCAUCCCCCAGGACGCUGGGCGCGCUAUCAUCGCCUUCUCCUUCUUCUCCAUCGCCACAUGGGGAAUCACCACCUACUUCGCUCUGGUACGCUUUCGCCACGGCGUGGACAACGUCACCCUCCCCACCUACACAGAGCCGCCUCCAGACCAGCACACCCCCUACCCUCCCACCUACGCCCCCACCACCUACACGCCGUACCCCAGCAGCAUGCCGGACAAGCUUCAGCAGUCGUCCUUCAGCUCCACCCUCCCGCCGCAGGGAGACGGCGGCUACCAGCCGCCUCCAUACUGAUGGAGUAUCGUACUGAUGCGCUUUUACACCGAUGGACACUUUUUUUUUUUUUUUCUUGGGGAGGGGAGGCUGUACACAAGUAACCUUUGAACUGUGUAGAAACCACUUUCACCUCAACGGGCUGGAUCAUGGGACAGAGACCAACAAUCAUGGGGGUGAGGGGUUUGAUUAAGAGAUUCUCACGUUUUACCUCUGUAGAGGCUGGGAGAACGGGUGUCUGGUCUAACGGGAUUAACACGCAGGUCAUUAAUUAACCAUCAGGUGUUUUAGCCCCUGUCCGACUGGAGGGCUCUGUGGAUCACGUCUGGAAGUUUAAUGUUGUUGUGUGACCCAUUCAAACGGCUGAAAGUGGUCAUGAAGAGAAAAUGAAAUGUAUUAAGUCAGAUCUGAGCGUUGGGGGUGUGGCCAUCCGUUCGUCAUGCAGGAACAGAGAUGAAUGACUCCGCAGAAAUGCUGAUCUUUCUGUUCUAUUAAAGUGGGUUAAAAACACA
Messenger RNA from Oryzias melastigma (Indian medaka), 1323 nucleotides. RefSeq names its product synaptogyrin 2b (gene syngr2b). The coding region runs from base 116 to 832 and encodes 238 amino acids. Lineage: Eukaryota; Metazoa; Chordata; Actinopteri; Beloniformes; Adrianichthyidae. Gene Ontology annotation, cellular component: synaptic vesicle membrane; neuromuscular junction. The record is from RefSeq and is a predicted model, not a curated record. The transcript is spliced from 4 exons.